Molecule: messenger RNA, 795 nt
Organism: Sipha flava (yellow sugarcane aphid)
Lineage: Eukaryota; Metazoa; Arthropoda; Insecta; Hemiptera; Aphididae
Product: probable leucine--tRNA ligase, mitochondrial
Exons: 2
Coding region: 385-780 (131 amino acids)
Biological process (GO): leucyl-tRNA aminoacylation; mitochondrial translation
Cellular component (GO): mitochondrion
Molecular function (GO): leucine-tRNA ligase activity; ATP binding
Source: RefSeq, a predicted model, not a curated record
CACGAGCACAACGUCUAGUUCACUCUUGUGCUGGGUUGCUCUCGUGAUGUCUCGGCGAAUGUUUCUAUUAUGAACAAACCCCACCGGAAAAAAAAUAUUUACUGCGUUAUCUAGCGGUUUCCAACAAUACACUUCUCUUAUCAUAAUCAAAAUAAUUUGUAGGUUGGGUUUUGUUGUUAGUUACUGAUCCUGUAAAGUACCAGAUAAAGUAUAGACAAUUUUUCUUGAUCCAUGAUUUAAUUAAUUAAUUAAGUUCUUAGAUAUACAUACAAGAUUCAUAAACUUUUAAUAACGAAAAAAUCUCCAUUUUAGCUUUUAAAUAGCGCAAGUUUUCCAUGUUCAUGUACCGAUGAUAAUUUAGUAAUUAUUUUCAAUUGUUUUCCAAUGAUUACCAGAGAAAUAUUGACUAGGUUUAACAAUCUUAGAUUUUUCAGAAAAUAUUCUGCGAACUGUAGGUAUCUUAGUAAUGAUAUCUGGAAUGAAGAGUUGUCCAUAGAUCUGAAACGUAAAAUUGAGAAACACUGGAAAGAUAAGCUAUGUUUAGGUACAUUUGAUAGAAAUAAUGCUGGAAAAAAAUUUUAUGUUUUGUCAAUGUUUCCUUAUCCAUCUGGUAAUUUACACAUGGGCCAUGUUCGGGUGUAUGUUAUAGCAGAUUCAAUUGCCAGAUUUCAUCGUAUGAAUGGACAGAAUGUAAGUUAUUAUUGUAUGAUAAAAGGUUUUUUUUUUUUAUUUGAAAUAAACAAUCUAUAUCUUAGGGGAACAUUAAGUUUAUGUGGUUAGUGUAGAGUACAUACG